Messenger RNA from Olea europaea var. sylvestris, 922 nucleotides. Its product is annotated as probable WRKY transcription factor 50. Gene Ontology annotation, biological process: regulation of DNA-templated transcription. The transcript has 3 exons. NCBI's taxonomy places the organism in Eukaryota, Viridiplantae, Streptophyta, Magnoliopsida, Lamiales, Oleaceae. Gene Ontology annotation, molecular function: sequence-specific DNA binding; DNA-binding transcription factor activity. The coding region runs from base 202 to 723 and encodes 173 amino acids. The record is from RefSeq and is a predicted model, not a curated record.
UUGGGAUUGGGUUGGUCUAAGCACGAGAGUGUUGGUUGAUUUCACACCAAAAUCUGAAAGUCUUCGCACAUGCCUCCAACUCUUUGUGAUGUUACACAUUUAAGUGACUUGGCCACCGCUGCUAAGCAACAAGAAGUUCCUACGAAGUUUCUUUCGACAUACUAGGAAGCAGGAAGUGUCCCCAGCUGAUAUAUAAACAGCAUGAAAGUUCAGUUGAUAAGCAUGGAUAAACAAAAUCCCAACGCAAACAUUCCCGGUGACACUCCGAUGAGUGAGUACACCGUCCCCGAGACGAAUUUCGAAGUUUCUGAUUUCUUCGAGCUCGAUGACUGGAUUGAGGAAGAUCCAGCGUUUGUUGAGUCGGGUGAACCUCAGAAUCCAGGUUAUACAGUCAAUGAAGUUGCUAACUCCAGUGGAAACAGUAGUGUCUAUCUUGAAGGAGAUAGUAGCAGUGGAGGGAGUCGCAGGGAGAAGAAAGAAUUGAAAGAGUUAGACAAGGUUGCUUUCAAAACGAAAUCAGAGAUUGAGAUACUGGAUGAUGGCUUCAAAUGGAGGAAGUACGGGAAAAAGAUGGUGAAAAACAGCCCAAAUCCAAGGAACUAUUAUAAGUGUUCAGUUGAAGGCUGCACAGUAAAGAAGCGAGUUGAAAGAGACAAAGAUGAUCAGAGGUACGUAGUAACAACGUACGAGGGCAUCCACAACCACCAAGGUCCGCAGCUCUAAUAGAAAAUUCUGAAAUAACUUCACAAGGAGUUCCUAGUUAUGAACUUGAUCCUUCUUUAGCCAUACUCCAAGCUAUCUUUUAGUAUUUAAGAGGUAAUGGGAUGAUAAGAAAAUGUAUGAAGGGCAUUUGGUAAUGUUAGAUCCCUGCAGAAUUUAUGUAAAUUCCAAGUGAAUAUUUAUCAGAUAUAAUAUAAAAACA